CAUGACAUAGCAAACGGGAUAGCUGAGUGGAGUCCACUUAUUGCAUAUGCGUGUUGUAUUGAACAGUCUUUAGUGAUGCCGAAUGGUUUGCACCUCACCACAUAUGCAGUAUGGGACAUGGGUUGCAACAGCAGCAAGUCGGCGACGGUGGUUGAUUCUGCAGACAAGCCACAUCCUCCUGCACAUGAAAAGGCCACCAAAGGGAAGAAUCCUGACGACAAAGCGGUCCAUACAGAUGGAGCUGCGAAAGCGCAGGAUGACCACGAUCAGAAGCCGGACAACCCAAGCGAAAAACAAAAAGAAGAAGGGGAGAAGGAGAAAGACAUUCCACCACAGGAGGCCCAGGACAGCAAGGAAGAAACACCCAGAAGCAAGGGUGAUUAGAAGAGACAGACGGCUACAUGACACACAGCCAAUGCCUGGACAAUACAUCUCUCUCCAUGCUUUAUCAGAAACAUUCCCUGUUUACUACCUACUUUUUGACACAUUUAAGGAGUCACAUCUCCAACAAUAUCAUUUAACUGAAUAAAAAAUCCCGGAUAUUUAUUUUUGAUGUUUACUGUUUCGGUAAUGGUAUAUGUUAACAGGUAACAGAUGUCAGGCAUAAUUCACAUAUUGGAAGGGUGUAUCUGUAGACCAUUCGGACCUGAACUAUGAUUGAUCUGAUUUAAUUAUAUUAACAUUAAUUUGGGCUUGUGUAAGAUAGACCCUCUUGUGUAAACAGUAUAAAAUGUAAAAUUAUAGUUGCCAGCUGAUUUGGUGGGUGUCUAAGACUUUUUUUUACGAAAUAAGCCUCUAUAUUGAUAACAUGAUAGUCAGAUCAAUUAUAUUUACUUAAAGCUUGUGAUGGGCAAUGAAAUUGGUAUUUCUAUAAAAAUUUUUAUCAUAAUAGGCAUUUAAUUCCAGUAAUUAUAUAUAUUAUUUUAAUAAUACUCAUUUUGUUUAAUAAAAAUAUUAAUUAUGGUGGCUGAACUGAAAAGGUUUUAAUAUUUUAAAUGUCGUAUAACACAAUUUAAUACUUUAUGUACUGAAAAAAUACAAUAAAAAUAUGGGCACUAUUUAGUGUGGCGGAAUACAAAUAUACUUUUUUGUUUACUAUUUUGUUUACUAUAUAUUAGAAUGUAUGAUGCACAUAUUUAGGCUUCAUAAAAAUGUUUUCACUUUAUCGUAGAAGUAAAAUCUUGCAAGUUUAUGUCUUCAAUAAUGCAUUUAAUAAAUGUUGUACCAUGGGGAGUCAUUAUAAUAUGUAAUUAUAAAGGUUAACAACAGGCAGCAGAGUACAUCGUAAUUAUGUUUUCAUAUACAUUAAAAUUCUUUCGUGACGUAGAUAAUGGCUAAAAUACGAUUUUAUAGCGCGCUCUGUCAAUCCAGCCACUGAAUGGAUGCGUUUCCCAUGCUGUCGGUCAUGGGAAUUGUUUGACCAAACUUUACUGUGUUGAUGACAACGGGAUGGUAAAGAGUGUGGGACAAGAACCUGUUUAGAAAUAUAUCGCCCUCCGCUGACAUUCGCCAUGACCAGGAAUCAAACUCAAGUUAUUUUGGUUCGUCGCGAAGUACGCUAACCAGUGCACCACCACUCCACUCAAGAGAUAUGUGGCAAUGCAAUAAUGCCAAAUAACACAAUGUAAAAUCUAAUACAGUGCAGUCAAUACUGUAUAUUGCAGUAUUAUUUCUACGCCCAAAUAUGGAAAAUCUGCAAAAAAAACCACGUACUGUAAUCCAAAGUAUAGUAAUACCCGAUUUAAGUCUACCCCAUGUUUACAUCGUUUUAUUAAUACCGUUACCAUGAUUUGCGUCGCCUCAACCCACACUUACGUUGCUGACAGAUAGCAUCGUUAGUUAUUUCCCGUAUCCGUCACCUUCGCCUCCACCUGCCCUGUAAAAAAAUGUUGAACUUAUCCGCAACAUAAACAGGGGGGUUUGAUGUGCAUGUAAUAUGUUUGGAUAUUUUUAAGCACACAAUUAUAUGGGCAAACCCCUGGUAAUGUUUGACUACGCGCGUGGCACGAAGCAUGUUGCUGUACGCCAGUCAAUUGCAGUGAGUCAGAAGCAUUGCAAAGUUUAGCGUUGUGUGUUACUUGAGCAACAAUUAUUGAAUUACAUUUACGCUGGAUGUGUAUACAAUACCGUGCCGCUUGCAAAACACAACCCACACAUUUGUAUUGCCCGCAACCACAAAUAGCCCGAGCAGCUUGUUGAAACAAAAAUUAAAUGCAACUGUUGCACGAUGAAAUUAAGAUCUGCGUUAAAUAAUAUUAAAUUUUCUCUCGAAAAUAUGUUUUCCAGACAUUGUUUUUUCAUUCAGUGGAUAUGAAGUUUAUUUGCAUGCGUAUAUGUGAUAUAUUUUGGGUAGUAUUUGCAUCAUUGCUGUGCAGUAACUGUAAUUGGUGCUGUUGAUAUAUUGCUAAACACACUUUUAAACGUCGUGGAAGUCACCACAUGCUAAUGAUACAUAUCAUGACUAACCACGUAAAUAGUUACACGGCAUAAGGCCUAAUUUGAACAACGCAACAUUUUCCGGAAUGUAUGACGAGCGGGGGAAAAUAACUCGGAUUUGUUUUGUAAAAUUGCAAAUAAAAAUUACAAAACACUAUAAAAGUAACGCAAUGUUUUUCAUACAUGUAAUAAACUACGAAAGACUUUGCUCUGCAAGCAACGUCAA
Messenger RNA from Petromyzon marinus (sea lamprey), 2662 nucleotides. RefSeq lists its product as uncharacterized. Lineage: Eukaryota; Metazoa; Chordata; Hyperoartia; Petromyzontiformes; Petromyzontidae. The record is from RefSeq and is a predicted model, not a curated record.